Corythoichthys intestinalis (scribbled pipefish) is the source of this 3566-nucleotide messenger RNA. RefSeq names its product phospholipase C, delta 3a (gene plcd3a). Bases 94 to 2469 code for a protein of 791 amino acids. Lineage: Eukaryota; Metazoa; Chordata; Actinopteri; Syngnathiformes; Syngnathidae. The transcript is spliced from 15 exons. Gene Ontology annotation, biological process: phosphatidylinositol-mediated signaling; release of sequestered calcium ion into cytosol; lipid metabolic process. Gene Ontology annotation, molecular function: calcium ion binding; phosphatidylinositol-4,5-bisphosphate phospholipase C activity. The record is from RefSeq and is a predicted model, not a curated record.
UUGGGGCCAGAGCGAGUACACGGAGGCACCUGGCUGCAAGCAGCGAGUCGCUUCUAACCCAAGCCGGCCAGACGCGAGCCUCUUUCGGCCAUCAUGUUGGCUCGCAGCGGCAAAUCACCGGUCACCUCCGCCAGGGAGUCCAGAGCAAAAGUGACGGAGAAGACCACAGAUCCCAUUCGUAGGCUUGGUCUGCUGGACAACGAGGAUGUGCGCGUGAUGAUGCAAGGCUCUAACAUGGUCAAAGUUCGCUCUCCGAGGUGGCAAAAAAGCCGCAACCUGCGCUUGUUGGAGGACGGACUUACCGUGUGGUGCGAGUCAUCCAAAAGUUCUCGCAAGGCCAAAGCCCGUCAGACGUUUGCAGUGACCGAAGUGGAGUGCGUGCGCGAGGGCUGCCAGUCGGAGGCGCUGCGCCGGAUCUCUGGCUCAGUGCCGGACAACCGCUGCUUCACGGUGGUCUUCCGAGGGGCUCGCAAGAGCCUGGAUCUUCUGUGCCCUUGUGAGGAUGAGGCUCAGCGCUGGGUGCGAGGCCUGCGCACGCUGAAGGAGCGUGUCGCCAACAUGACGCAGAAGGAGAAACUGGACCAUUGGAUCCGAGGCUACCUGCGACGAGCGGAUCAGAACCAGGACGGCAAGAUGAGCUACGACGAAAUUCGCGGGCUGCUGCAGAUGAUCAACAUUGACCUGAGUGAGCAGUACGCUCGCUCCUUGUUUAAGAGAUGCGACCGAUCCGGAGACAGCCGUCUGGACCACAACGAGAUCGAGGAGUUCUGCCGGGAGCUGCUGCGCCGGCCCGAGCUGGACGCCGUCUUCCGCCACUACUCCAGCAACGGCUGCGUGCUUUCCACCGCCGAGCUCAGAGACUUCCUGGGAGACCAAGGAGAGGACGCGAGCCUGGCCCACGCGCAGAAUCUCAUCGGCACCUACGAGCUCAACGACUGGGCUCAGAGGAACCAGUUCAUGACCCAGAACGGUUUCACCAUGUACAUGCUGUCACGGGAAAAUGAUGUGAUGAACCCAGAGCACGCCCGAGUCCACCAGGACAUGAGCCGCCCCCUGGCCCACUACUUCAUAUCCACCUCACACAACACCUACCUCACCAAGGACCAAGUGACCAGCGCCAGCAGCACCGAGCCGUACAUCAGGGCCUUAAUUCAAGGCUGCCGCUGCGUGGAGUUGGAUUGCUGGGAUGGAGAUAAAGGCGAGCCUGUCAUCUACCACGGUCACACGCUCACCUCCAAAGUGCCUUUCAAGGAGGUCAUUGUCACUAUCGCACAGUAUGCGUUCAAGACGUCUCCGUACCCUCUGAUCUUGUCCCUGGAGAACCAUUGCUCCGUGGAGCAGCAGGUGGUCAUGGCCAAACACCUUUACACCAUCCUGGGCAACAAGCUGCUCAACAAACCCCUCAGUGACCACGAGCAUAAAGAUCUGCCAUCACCUGAAGCGCUGAGGGGGUGUAUCCUGGUGAAAGGGAAGAAGCAGAUUCCCCAUCUAAGCCAACUGGGAAAGAACGGAAGCUACGGCAGCUUCUCCUCGAGCUCCGAAGACGAGCAGGCGGGCGGAAACAAGAGCACGCCCAAGAAGGAACUGGCUAAGGUGUGCUCCAAACUGAGCGUGGAGCUGUCCGAGUUGGUGAUCUACUGCCAUAGCGUCCCAUUCUGCGGUUUCACAAAUGUGGGCGAAAGGCCUGCAGAGGAAAUGUCUUCCUUUUCUGAAAACGAUGCGCUGAGGCUCAUCAAAGACUCUGGAAAACUCUUCGUGCGACACAAUAGCAGGCAGCUUAGCCGGAUCUACCCUUCCGGACAGCGCCUCCAGUCGUCCAACUAUGACCCCCAGGAAAUGUGGAACGCUGGCUGCCAGAUGGUGGCGCUAAAUUUCCAGACCCCUGGGGAGCAGAUGGAUCUUAACCAGGGCCGCUUUCUGCCCAAUGGUCGUUGCGGCUACGUCCUGAAACCCAGCUUCCUGUGCAGUGGUGAUUCCGACUUCAACCCUGAGAACACGGGCGGGGGACCCGGUCACAUCCCUACCCAGCUGACUAUACGAGUGAUAUCGGCACAGCAGCUCCCCAAAAUUAACACCGACAAGGCAAGCUCCAUUGUGGACCCUCAGGUGUGGGUGGAGAUUCACGGGGUGGCAAUAGAUAACACCAGAGACAAAACACAUCGCAUUGACAACAAUGGCUUCAACCCACGAUGGGACUGCACGCUCAAGUUCCAGCUGCAAGUGCCCGAGCUGGCGUUGGUGCGCUUCGUAGUCGAAGACCAUGAUCACACCGCCAAGAAUGACUUUGUGGGACAGUUCACAUUACCUUUCACAAGCCUGCGUACAGGUUACAGACACGUCCACCUGCUGAAGGCCGACGGGUCCCGACUGGCCCCCGCCACGCUUUUCAUCCACGUCAAAGUGUCCCGCAAGGGUGUUCCAAUCAAACACGUGUGUGAAAGUAUGCCUUCUCCCAAGGGAAAGUCGUAAACAUCAAGUGAGAUGUGAAUGCAGAAGUAGGAAAACCUUUGUACUAAAGGGCCGGACUGGAUUUUGAAAAGAUGGGCCAGAUUAUUUGUAGAUGAUGUUAGGCAUUUUUAAAAAAUAAAUAACUAAUUUGUCAAUUAGAUAAAUAACUACAAAAAUGACACAAAUGAAUACAUUUAUUUUUAAUUAGUAAACUUUUUUGCUGGUGGUGGACGGAUUAAUGCCGACUCCUUUUCACUUUAAUUUUGACACAAGCAGCAAUUCCUCACUUGGAAUCACAGUACGCUGUUUUUGUUCCCCUUAAACAUGUAUGAAUACAACUCACAUUAGAGCACUAAUGAAGUACUAAGAAUGAACAAACAAAAUCAGACUUCGUGUACUUUAGCACUUUUAUUGUAUUUUAUAAAUGUUUUUACCUCCACAACUUGAAUUAAAAAAAAAAGAUUAAAAAAGCAGUAUUACAUUAAAAAACAGAUGUUUACGUUUUUCCUAAUAUGAAAUUUAUCUCGUAUGUGCUAGAUUUCACUUAAGCUAAGGAACCGAAACAAAUCAAUUUACUCAUUUUAACUUGGAGAUUGGUGCAUCUAUUUCUUGUCCUUAUUUGUUGCCAAAAUAGAGCAAAUGAAAUGGCUGUUUGUUGCAUCACUCUCUAAAGUUAAACUUUUCAGUAUUAUUUUACGUUUUAACAGGUCAGUUUAUGCAGUGGUCUAUUUAUUGUGACUAAUAUCUAUUACAAAUGAAUGAAUCAUCUACUAGCAUUAAUAUAUAUUUACAGAUGAACUCAAAGUCAUUAAUUUGGGGGGAUAAUUCUUUGUGUUUAUCCUUGUUUUGUUGUUGUUUUUGUAACAAAGCACUUUUUUGUGCUAGUUUGUCCUUUCUAAUGCAACCCAGUCGUUGCCGUCUGUGAAGUGCCAAUAAAGUUUUAACAAAUUGAUUUCUGUGUGUUUCUAAUACCCCAGAGGAUAACUUCCUAACUAUCUCAAUGGAUUUCACAGCACUCAAGAAUAAGUUCAGAUUUUUACGUCACACUAUUUUCCCCGGCCUGAAGGCAACAAGAGUAUAAUGGAUUCUUUGUGUUUGUUUGUGACAUUAAUGAAGUA